AAGAUGGCCAGCUAGUGAAAGGGCAAGUGCUGAAGUGGCUGAACAUGUACAUCCGCGCGAUCGACUCUGCAACCGGCAAAGCUUCAGAAACCCACGCUGCGUACGUGGAUCGCCGCAGUGGAGGGUUGGAGGACAUGGGCGGCGUUCGGAUCAGCGUGGGCCUGCCUGCUCUGUUGCAUGCUUUCUCUUCGGGGAUGACCGGACAACAGUUGACUCCACACGAGGCGGACGACGCCAUGUUGGAGGCAUGUUGGAUUGCGUCCGCGAGGAUGACCAGCUUCACGAAUGACCUUGUGGACACCAAGAGCAUUGACCGGGACGCAUGUGAGUCGGGUUUGAGCUUGAAGCUGGCGGAUAUCAUGAAGCAAGGAAUGGCAUUGGGAUGCCUCUCAGCGGAAGAGGCCCAAGCUGAAGCGGAGGCAGUUCGGAAGCGAUGCUGCACCUGUGACCUGCCAGACAUCGCGCAGAUGGACAUGUCUGACUAUCACAACCAUAAGCUCGUAACCGACCAUUUCAUUCCAAGCCGGUUGGGCUUCGAGGUGCACAAGGUAUACCACGGCAUACUUGUGGAGACGUCGAGAGACCUGCUAGCAAAGACUGAGCACUACCUCCAUCAUGCGACGAACAAGGCAUACGCUGCUUUGGUUGUGGAGUAUAUGCUCCGCAUGAACUAUGGUUAUGAGACGUUGCAACCAUCUUGUUUCCGCUACGGGUAUGCCUUCAACAUCUAUUUGGCGGCAGCGUACAAGGAUGACUUUGAGGAAUACCAUUGCCUACUACAAGUCCACCGAGAGUGCUGUGCAGUUCUUGGGUCCGUGAUGCACCGCCGAGAAAUUGUUUAUUUCGCCCUUGUUUGCUCGUUCCUUUAA
Molecule: messenger RNA, 869 nt
Organism: Symbiodinium sp. CCMP2456
Lineage: Eukaryota; Dinophyceae; Suessiales; Symbiodiniaceae
Source: the annotation of a GenBank genome assembly